This is a messenger RNA of Chaetomium strumarium, 3768 nucleotides long. RefSeq lists its product as uncharacterized. NCBI's taxonomy places the organism in Eukaryota, Fungi, Ascomycota, Sordariomycetes, Sordariales, Chaetomiaceae. Gene Ontology annotation, cellular component: microtubule organizing center. The record is from RefSeq and is a predicted model, not a curated record. Bases 1 to 3768 code for a protein of 1255 amino acids. The transcript has 4 exons.
AUGGACGACCUCGACGAGGGCCACCAGCCCGCUUCCCGCCCGCCCACAGCACACAGAUUCGACCAAGAAGACAAGGAUACUGCAUCCUCCCCGCCCAAACCGAACCCCGACGACAAGCGCACCACCGUGGACGCCAACUCGCUCGAACCCGGAAACAUACCCCUUCUCCGUCCGCCCGCCCCCCGUGCCCCGGAGAGCAGCUACCUCGAGAGCCCGAGUCUGAACCGGGGACACUCUGAUUCGCAAGCCGAAAUUAUUGUACGCGAGCACCUGCAAGACAUUGAGUCGAGCUUUUCCGCCCCAAUAUCGCCCUUACCAACCUCCAACAAUGGCCUCGACGACACUUUCGUCUUCGACUCACCAACGAAACAGCCCGCCCCCCCGCGGCCCGCACAGGAUCCAGACGAGUCUACGGAGUCCGCCGACCAGUCACAGGUGCUGCGCACGCUGAGCCGCUUUUCGGCCGAGGACUCGCUCCUACAUCCUGACUCCAAUGCUUCCGUCUCGCAAGACAGUCGGGAGCACAGCCAAGAAAGAGCCUCCGCCGACGUAGGGCACACUCCGGGCCAAGCCCUCAAAACCGCCAAGCGGCCCAAAUACCUGCGCAGCCGAAUCGGCGACCAGCGCUCUUCGGUCUCGUCGUUCGUCACAGACCCAGAUAGUGAUGUUACCGUGGGAACAGGGGCCGACUAUGCGCUCCAGUCUGGCGGCGCUGCGCCGUCCCUGGGAACGUCGCGUAGCUUCAAUAACGCCCUGUCCAGGUCCAUUAGCAUGGGAAGCAUGGCAAGCGGGAUUGAGGAUCUCCAUGACUCGUCCGGGCCUGCUUUUGGUCAACUUGAGACUCUGGAUGAGGUUGAUGGCAGCAUGUCUCCGCAGCCCGAGGCACGCCGUGACCACCACGUCCGCCCCAUUCUUCAAACCCCGAGACCAACCAAGACUACAGCUCUCGACGCCCCGACAGAUACCGUGAUCGCCCGCCAUGUCAGGGACGUACAGGUCCCGGAGUCGUUGGCCAAAGAGUACAAGAACAGGGGCGGCUUGGUAACGCCAGCGCGGCCCGGGACUUCGUCUGACGCGGCAGCUUUCGGAGCCUCGACUGCGAGUCGGCACGGCAGGAGCCUGACCCUCAAAGAGCAGAGCAGCACCAUCGAGCGCCUGAGCAAGGAGAACUUCGAUCUGAAGCUCAAGGUCAUGUUUUUGAGCGACCGUCUGGACAAGCUCUCUGAAGAAGGUAUUAAGGAGAUGAUCUCAGAGAAUGUGGAGCUCAAAACAGGCCUGGCGGUGCUGCAGCGUGACAACAAAGUUCUGCGCCGACGAGUUAAGGAACUCGAGAAGCAGCUUAAGGACGAGGAGGAACGCCCGGGGACAGCGAGAAGCACGCAGUCGGAGGACGAGCAGAGCGCGGCUUACGACCAGGAAGCGCAAGAAAGAGAGGAGGAGCUGAUUUACCUGAGGGAGCAACUAGAAGAGUACGCCACCGAGAUCGAGCGCCUCAGGAAUGAGAACAUGAACAAAGAAGCCGAGAAACGGCGCAUGGCUGAGGUGGUGCGGACGCUCGGAGAAAGGACGGGCGAGCGGCUAGGCGAAGACCUCGACCGGCAGGAGGAGGCGGAUGUUUGGAAAGACCUGCUCGAACGGGAGACAGCCAGAAGGGAACAGGCUGACGAAGACAACCGGUGUCUCCGUGAUGAGGUUUUCCGCUUGAAGCAGGAGCUCGCGGCACAGUCGGCGACGGGACCGUUGCACCACACCACAAACAUCUACAACAUCACCAAGAAAUCUCCACAUCGGCCGCUGGAUUCUGCCUCCAGAGUUGGGACAUCGGUCUCGGGGGAGCCAGACGGAAACGGAACAAUCAUCACCGUCAGUAGUACAUUGGUUGAGGAACUGCGCCGAGAAAGCGAGCAGCUCCGCCACGAAAACGCCGAGCUCCGGCGCGAAGUAGGAGCCCAGACGUCUAUGCUGACGUCGAGGAACCGCGAGAAGGAGCGGCUGUACCAGGAGAUUGAAGAUCUCAAGAUGGCACAGCGGCGAGGAGCCCCAGCGCCUUCUACCAUUGAUAGCCUGCUGGAGCGGUCCGCUUCCCGCGCUGGCGUGCACGAGCGCUCGCAAUCUCGGGCCAGUGGGCGCACCGGCGUAACGGGCACCGCAGUGGAUGACGCCGAAAUCGAAGAGAUGGAGAAUAAGAUGGCCGAGCUGCGCGAUAAGAACAACGACCUCAAGCUGCAGAACCAGGACCUCCAACGAGAAUUGAACGCCUGUAUGGAGGACUUCGAGGCAGCCGUGGAGGCCAAGAAACAGGCCGAGGAGCUUGCCGCUGCUCUUCAGGAGGAACUAGACACAGCCAUGAACGAUCUGAUGGCUCUGCAGGCUGAGCGGGACGAGGCGCUGCAGGAACAUGCCAACCUCGAGAACGAGUUCGAGGCUUUGAGGAAAGAAGCUCAAGAGGAGAUUGACGCGCUCGAGGGCGAGGCAGACCAGCGCACUACGGAAAUUGAGCGGCUGCAGCUCGACCUCAACGACCGCACGGAAAGCUUCGAUGCCCUCCAAGCCGAGAUGCGCAAGAUGAGCGAAGGUCUCGUGAGACUGGAGGACGAACAGGAGACCAAGCUGCGCAGGAUACAACAGCUCGAACAGGAACUCGCCGACGCCAACAAGGAGCUGGAGGACCUGGAAAACAAGCUCCGCGAGGCGAACGAUAAGGCGCAACGCCUUUCUGUGCAGCAAGAAUCAAGCCAGGGCGAGAUUGCCUUCUUGCGGGAGGAGCAAGAGACCGACAAGAUCCGGAUCGGCGACCUCGAGGCCGCGCUUGCGAAUGCUGAGCAGUCUCUGCGGGAGGAGAAGGACCAGGCGAAGGAGCUGGAGCAGAGGCUUGCCAACGAGAGGAGGCAGCGCGAGAUCGUGGCGAACAGAGAGAAGGAGGAGGUGCAACAGUUUGUGAACGAGCUGAAUCGGGAAGCGUCGGCCGCCAAGGACGAGGCCAGGAGGCUGCGGAAGAGCCUCACAAGCCGCGAGGUUGAGGCGACCGAGUGGAAGGAGAGGCUGCUCGAGCUGGAGAAUAACCUGCGCGAGGCGCUGGGCGACUUGAACGGCACGAGAUCAAGCCUGCUUAAGACCAUGGUUGGCAACUUCCAGAGCAAGAUCAAGAGCGUCGAAAAGGACCUCUGGAGAGAGUACCAAACCCUCGAAAACCACCUCGACCAGCGCACUAAAAAGCUUGAGCGUCUCGAGGCCAUCGUCCGGAACAGCAUUGGCGCCGGUCAGCUCAAUCCGUCACCCCACAGCUUCACCGAGACGCAGGCUCGGCUCGCCCGGCUUGAAGAUGCCUACCGUCAGCUCAAGGUGGAGAAUCACACUCUCCGCGCGGCGGCCGAGGCCCGACGGGCAGCACAUGCAGACCGCCACGGACUGGCUUCUCCUGACGGCAGUCCGUCCCCUCUAGUUCCGACGGGGCCCAAGGCAAAGGCCAGUAAUAGCAAGAUUCCCAAGUCGAGCAGCAAGAGCAGCGGGCUGGGGGAUGUGCCUACCCCGACGAGGAGCGUUACUAAGAGUGGCACGGGUGGAGGUGGAAGCGGGGUUAGCACCGGUAUGGAGAGCAAGUGGAUGCUCCGCCUGCGCGACCUCGAGUACAAGCUCAAAGCCGAGCGCGAAGGGCGGAUCCUGGACCGGAAGGAGGCCCUGAAGCGGAUCGACACGAUCGAGAGCGAGAACGCCGAGCUGAGGGAGAAGCAGGAGCGAGAGCGGGAGAGGAGGCGGAUGGGGAGGUAG